UUUUCCACUGUCAUGAUUAGUACUCCACUGUCAUUGCUAGUUAUGCUCCCCAAACUGUGCUUUUUAAUGGAUUUUAUACUUCAGCUCCCAGAAUCCCAGAGUAUUGGCCAACAUGGCAGAGGCUUCUGGGAGCUGAAAAUAGGACAAGAGACACCUCUCCCUUCUACAGUUACAGAAAACUCUUCCUCAGUUAGGCUGGGGAUGAUUAAACAUGACAGGAGGCAGUGCCAAUGUCAAAGCAAAAGAAGAUGUGUGGGCAGGUGGCACAUCCUGGUUGUAGCUCUGCCUGUUCUUCCUGCUUUUGGAGAGGAACCAUGAAAGAACAAGGCAAAAAAACAUGAUCACACUGGAUGAUCACAUUUACCUCCACCCGUCCUGGAAGACAGGAUCAAGUGACUUUUCAAACUACCUGGAUGGGAAAAGGCAGGACUCACCCACCAUGAAACUCCACGUGUCCACCACCAUCCUUUCACCCUUAGAGCAUGGCCCAGACCGACAGGGUAUUCUGUACAAGAAGAGCAUUCGCAGUGCCUCCUACCAGCCACGUUGGUGUGAACUCCGGGGCAAUCUUCUCUUCUAUUGGGAUCGAUAUGGAGACCAUAGUCCCCCUCAGCUUAUUAUCCUAGAAGGCUGCACCGUGGAACUUCAGGAAUCUGCAUCUGAGCCAUACACCUUUGAAAUUUCCUACCCAAAUGGAUUACCUGGUAGUCGCUCCUACAAGAUGGCAGCUGAGAACCAAGAGACCAUGGAAGGCUGGGUGCGAGCUCUUAGUACAGCAGGAUUUGGGUAUCUCCGAGCCUUGGUUGCCGAGCUAGAGAGUCAGUUUCAGAUGCUGAAGAAUCAGGAAUGUUCUACAUUAGAGAGACACUCAAAAUACCAAAUGGACUUUCACCUACGUCCUUCAAAGCUAAAGUUGGAAAAGCAAUCCAACAACAUGGAUUUUACUCAACUCCAUCAGAAAUUUGGGGAGAAUAUAAUGAAGGCGAGACAUAUCUGGCAGGAAGAGAGGAGAAAAAAGCAGCAGCUAGAACACAUUCCAAAAGCUCUGGAGGGUGAGAGCUUGAUAGAUUUGGGGUAGAGCAAUCAACAGUUCCAGAUGUUAAGUUCUAGGCAAAGCUAAAAUUUAUAUGAAGUCCGAGAAGAGAGGCACACAGAAAGCCAGGCUAUGUAAAGCCAAUACACAUUUUAAAAUAAAUAUGUUUUGAAUAAAUUUGCAUUGUAAAGAAAGC
This is a messenger RNA of Sceloporus undulatus (fence lizard), 1229 nucleotides long. Its product is annotated as sesquipedalian-1-like. NCBI's taxonomy places the organism in Eukaryota, Metazoa, Chordata, Lepidosauria, Squamata, Phrynosomatidae. Gene Ontology annotation, biological process: receptor recycling; retrograde transport, endosome to Golgi; endosome organization. The transcript is spliced from 3 exons. The record is from RefSeq and is a predicted model, not a curated record. The coding region runs from base 338 to 1078 and encodes 246 amino acids. Gene Ontology annotation, cellular component: early endosome; recycling endosome; trans-Golgi network.